Eremomyces bilateralis CBS 781.70 is the source of this 770-nucleotide messenger RNA. RefSeq lists its product as uncharacterized. The transcript has a single exon. NCBI's taxonomy places the organism in Eukaryota, Fungi, Ascomycota, Dothideomycetes, Eremomycetales, Eremomycetaceae. The coding region runs from base 50 to 514 and encodes 154 amino acids. The record is from RefSeq and is a predicted model, not a curated record.
GGUGAAUGAAUUUGCUUAGGCAGCACAUAUAAACCAGUUAAGCUGAUUUAUGAUUAAGGAUGCCACUGCGGUCAAUCCAGGGCAUAAAGUACUUAUCCUGGAGGCAGUACCAGGGUCUGAAAUCGGGAGGGAGAACGCUGUGGUCAAGGUUCGACUCUGCGCCCUAUACUUGUCUUCUGUCUUCUCUCUCUUUUUUUCCCCGAUUACUAGUAAGACCGAUGCGAAACCUUACAAGUCGCGAAUGUCACGGUCUGUUUCUCAAAGUGUAUCCACGCUCCAUUGCAACCCAGCCAUGAACCAUUCGUCACAUCUACCACUCCGUGCCCAAUCUCAGAAACACGGCUUCAGUCAUCCACGUCCCCCAAACCAACCCCCGCCGCCCCGCAUUCAAUUACUUCCUCUCCAAAUACCGCGACAUUCGCCUCUUAUCCCUUCAGAUCAACCCCCGAGUCCUUCGGCUCUAGCCACGAGCGGGGGUCGGGGUUCAGUAAGGAGGACUGGACGGAUCGACUGAUGAACCCACUAGCGCAUUUAUAUGUGGCAGUGGCUUCGACGGACGAGCAACUGUCAGAGUUCGACAGUGAUGGCGAUUCACGGGCAGAUGUGGAGCUACGGCGACUGAUAUCGGGACAAUGGGUCGGGAUGACUGUCUUGAUCGGGCCGGUUGCUAAGACAGAAGGGGAGGUGAAUACAAUGAUUCCACCGGAUGUGGAUUGUGAUCCAUCGAAGGCAGCACGUCCUUCGACUGUGGACUUCGUCAUUAACGGGUG